This is a messenger RNA of Medicago truncatula (barrel medic), 663 nucleotides long. RefSeq names its product auxin-responsive protein SAUR78. The record is from RefSeq and is a predicted model, not a curated record. NCBI's taxonomy places the organism in Eukaryota, Viridiplantae, Streptophyta, Magnoliopsida, Fabales, Fabaceae. Gene Ontology annotation, biological process: response to auxin. The coding region runs from base 63 to 443 and encodes 126 amino acids. The transcript has a single exon.
CGAACCUUCCCUACACUUUCUCACAUACACCUAUAUCCUCUUUGUUUCUUCAACUUUCCAACAUGGCAAAAGUUGCAAAACUAGCAAAGCUUAAAUCAGUGCUCAAGAAAUGGAACACCUUCACCUAUUACAACAACAACAACAAGCACAACCGCUCCAGUAUCAGAGCGGUUGUGAAUGAUGAUGAGUCGACACAAGACCUUCGCCCCGUGUUUGUGGGAAAGACACGGCGGCGAUACCUUGUUAACUCUGAAGUUGUUGGUCAUCCUCUUUUUAAGGAGCUUGUGGAUAGGUCACGCGAUUCGACCGAGGUAAAUGAUGAAGAUGAUACGGUUAACGUGGCUUGUGAGGUUGUCUUGUUCGAGCAUAUGUUGUGGAUGAUUGAGAAUACUGAUCCUCAACCGGAAUCAUUGGAUGAACUCGUUGAUUAUUACAGUUGCUAGCUGUGUCGUGGUAACAGCAUUUGAGCAAAAGAUCAUGCAUUAGUAUCCCUUGUAUGUAUAUGUAUAUGUAUACAUAAUGCUUAGGUUAAACAAAUAAGACCGAUUAAUCAGAGAUUAGUCAUUAAUCUAUAUGACUUGGUUCUCCACACAAGUUUCAUUUCAAUCAUGUAGUGGUGUAUUACUUCAUUUGUUUUUAAUUAAGUAUUCUUUUCCUAUUUCA